This is a messenger RNA of Hermetia illucens (black soldier fly), 1103 nucleotides long. RefSeq lists its product as uncharacterized. The transcript is spliced from 2 exons. NCBI's taxonomy places the organism in Eukaryota, Metazoa, Arthropoda, Insecta, Diptera, Stratiomyidae. The coding region runs from base 129 to 941 and encodes 270 amino acids. The record is from RefSeq and is a predicted model, not a curated record.
UUUGUCACAAAUGACAAUAAAACGAGUUUAUUACUAACAAAAAAUUAAUUAAUUAAAAUCUGCAGUGUGUUUUUAUUUCAUUUCGAAAAAUUUAAACAAAAAAAAUAAGGCAAAAAUUUACUCAAACUAUGGCUGAAAUCAACAUCCCCGUUAAUGACCUAUUAAUUGACCAAGAAAGUGACCAACGUUUUGAAAAUACACCAAGUGUUAAAAUGUCCUUGAGUCGAUGUGUUUCUGAUAUUAACUUGCCCGAACGUGAAAUGAACAUCAACGGCAACGAUCUUGGCAAAAAGACAUUCAAUACGGUCAUAUUCGACCGCUUUUUCUCAUCAACAUGUCAAUAUAAUUAUAAAAGCAUUGUUGGAAAUGAUCGGCUUCCAAAUGACUUAGAGUUAAAUUCACUUGAAGUCCCCAGUCCCGGAAAACUUACUGAGGACUCCAAAGACUCUGGAUGGGUUGAAGAACAAUUCUACAACGACCCAAGCAUACGCGACAACGAUCGUAAGGAAGCAAUACUAAGUCCCAAAAGAAAGCGCAGCGAUCCCCAAAUAGUGUGUUCCGUUUCUGGAAGUCUUGACUCGAUCCUUGGGGACUUACGCUCGAUUCCCAUUCAAAUACUUUCAACGUCAGAAGACGAAGCUGUGGGUCCCAACGGCUUAACUAUGAAGUCGUUUAAAGAAAAUUACUUUUGUGGGAAAUCCCCCAAGGAUCUUAACCAAAUGAUUGUCGAAUUGAGUGGUCAUCGGAAAUCUGAAGAAAUUUUUCUAUGGGUCCUGAGGGAAAAGACCAACCCGGAUGUGUUUCAUGUUCAUAUUAUAGGUAGAGAGGCUGGAUGUCUUCUGGGCCAAAUUCCUCUCAAUGAAACAGAGUUUAAAAGAGCCCAAACCGAAGGACUUUUUGACAAAUUUCUAUCUUUGCUUUUAUUGGAUUCAGUGCAAUGAGAUGAUGUCUAGGUUAUUGAAAAAUAGUUCGCAGUAAAUAGUUAGCAGAUUAAGCAGACAAUAAUAAAAAUUAUCUUAGGUAUUUAUUUGGAUAGACAUUAUGAUAGAUAUGUUGCCUGUGGGAAUUGAUGAAGAUUAACAAACCUACACUUAGAAAUUCUA